Penicillium arizonense is the source of this 1446-nucleotide messenger RNA. It is a transcript of the gene she9, whose product is annotated as putative mitochondrion biogenesis protein (She9). Gene Ontology annotation, biological process: inner mitochondrial membrane organization. The record is from RefSeq and is a predicted model, not a curated record. The coding region runs from base 1 to 1446 and encodes 481 amino acids. NCBI's taxonomy places the organism in Eukaryota, Fungi, Ascomycota, Eurotiomycetes, Eurotiales, Aspergillaceae. The transcript is spliced from 2 exons. Gene Ontology annotation, cellular component: mitochondrial inner membrane.
AUGCAGUCCAUGCCAAUACUGCUCAAGCACUCACUCCGGUCCAGCCUUCAAUUAACACGAUCCUCGCCGGUGCGAGCACAUUUCCGCCCAGCCACCCCAACCUUUCCCAUCACCAGACCGACUCCGCGGAGCUUCUCCGCCUGCGUACAAUGUCAAUUCCGCCGACAGCCCGAGACAUAUGCUGCCUUUGAUGACAAAGAGAAGUUCCCCAGCGACGCUGAGAAGGUCAUUAAGGAGAGAGAGCUAGAGCUUGGUUCCCGCGACCCGGCCCCGAUCCCGGGUGUUGAGGUGGGGAGUUCUCAUGCUGCCCCCCCUCACACAGAGUCCGACCAGACUGCGGAACAAUUACGCACGAAGGAGAGUGAAGUAGAGAAGGAAAGGUCGGCACAGCUGGAGCAAGAUGCCAGUGAAGCCGAGGCAAAGAGUGGAGGUCUUCCUUCCUACCUGGAAAGCCGGCGGUCACAAAUGUCCAAGCAAUUCAGCACAAUGAUGGACAACCUGCAAUCAAACGUCUUCGUAGCAGGCCAACGACUCAACGACCUGACCGGCUACUCUAGCAUUGAAGCCCUAAAGAACGACAUCCACUUCCAAGAAAGCCGUCUCCGCACAGCCAGAGCUCACGUCAAACAAGCCAAAGAAAACUACGCCUCAGCAAUAAACCGCCGCUCAACCUCCCAACGCGAAGUAAACGAACUCCUACAACGCAAACACGCCUGGUCGCCAACAGACCUAGAACGCUUCACCCUCCUCUACCGCAACGACCACACAAACGAAGUAGCGGAAACCGAGACCUCGCACGCACUCUCAGCAGCAGAACGCGAAGCCGAAGAAGCAGCCGCCCAACUAAGCAAGAGCAUCCUCUCCCGCUACCACGAAGAACAAGUCUGGUCCGAUAAAAUCCGCCGCAUGUCAACAUGGGGCACAUGGGGUCUGAUGGGUGUCAACGUGCUUCUCUUCCUAGUCUUCCAGAUUCUCGUCGAGCCAUGGCGCAGAAAGAGACUUGUAAAGGGCUUUGAGGAUAAGGUCGUUGAGGCGCUUGAGAAGGAGAAGGAGCUUAACCGUGCUUUCCUGGCUGAGAGUGCUGUUUCGCUUUCGGCGAUCCCGUCCGAGGUUGUGGAUGCUACUUCUGAUACUGAGCCUUCAACUGUCAUUGAGGAUUUGCCGAAGGCCGUGCAGGAGACUCUCCCUGCUGAUACUGCUACUGCUACUGCUGCGCCUUCAACGGGUGACGCGAGUGUGAGUGCCGCUCAGUCGCUUCAGUCUCGCUUGUCUGGUAUCUCUUACCCGCCUACCUCUGUCGAAUACUGGAAGCAAGUCUUCCAUGAGUUUUUCAGUGAGCGAAGCAUAGCCGUCUCUCAGCGUGAUGUUACCACAGUGGCGCUUCAGAGUGCUGCGACUGGUGCUGCUGUUAUGGGUCUCCUCUUUGCCCUAUUUAGAUCUGGGUGA